Messenger RNA from Toxotes jaculatrix (banded archerfish), 919 nucleotides. RefSeq names its product glutaredoxin (thioltransferase) (gene glrx). The transcript has 3 exons. The record is from RefSeq and is a predicted model, not a curated record. Bases 109 to 429 code for a protein of 106 amino acids. Lineage: Eukaryota; Metazoa; Chordata; Actinopteri; Toxotidae.
UCAUCCUGGGCAACAUAAUUGACAAAGGGCACAGCGAUCUGCUUUCUUCUCUCCUAUUGAUGCCACUUUCCCCUCUUAUCCUCUGAGCACUUCGGCGACCGACGGAAAAUGGCGCAGCAGUUCGUGCAGGCGAAGAUCAAAGGAGACAAAGUGGUGCUGUUCAUUAAGCCCACGUGCUCCUACUGCAUCAUGGCCCAAGACGUUUUGUCCAAGUACAAGUUCAAACCCGGACAUCUGGAGUGUGUGGACAUAAGUGGACGCUGCGACAUGGACAGCAUGCAGGACUAUUUCCUGGAACUUACCGGAGCCCGCACGGUCCCUCGGGUGUUCAUCGGCGAGGAGUGCAUAGGAGGCGGCAGUGAUGUGGCGGCGCUGGAGAAGAACGGUAAACUGAAGGGCAUGUUGCAGUCUAUUGGAGCCCUGCAGUGACCUGCUCCAAACCCCCAGGCUUUUGGCAUCCAGGUGAGGUCACAUGACUAUGCAGCGGGACUUGCGUAGCUUGCGUCGCCGCUGCUGGUACUCACUGAGCUCCUGCAGGUAGCCUCUGGACGGCCAGCGUAGCCUCUCCACUUGCUCGCGCUCCUCCUCUGGAACACACACAAAUCCCAAGACAUAACUGUAAUCUACUGCAAACACAGCUUGGAUGCUUUGCUGAUAAAAACCAUUAGAAUAACACUUACUAUAUUUGGCACAUACUUAUAGAUACACAUACAAUAAUAACUCCUGGGAUUGUUGCCAUGAACACUGCCAGCAGGGCAGAAAUAUCUGGUAAGAUUUUGUUUACACAGAAGAUCAACUCUGAUCGAUCAUGUGCUGCCACCUUAUUCUUCACUUGUGCCCUUCAGUACCCGUCCAGUGACCUUAAAUAAGUCGUGUGUGUGUGUGUGACUAAUGACGACAAUAAAAACUGCUACUGCUA